Messenger RNA from Daucus carota subsp. sativus, 1009 nucleotides. Its product is annotated as methylesterase 17. NCBI's taxonomy places the organism in Eukaryota, Viridiplantae, Streptophyta, Magnoliopsida, Apiales, Apiaceae. The coding region runs from base 69 to 866 and encodes 265 amino acids. Gene Ontology annotation, biological process: jasmonic acid metabolic process; salicylic acid metabolic process. The transcript has 4 exons. Gene Ontology annotation, molecular function: methyl indole-3-acetate esterase activity; methyl jasmonate esterase activity; methyl salicylate esterase activity. The record is from RefSeq and is a predicted model, not a curated record.
UCCAAAAAAACUUUCGAAAUCAACCAUCUGUAGUUAGUUAUAAAAGAGAGGCAAAGAAAAGCCAAGGGAUGAAAGCAGCAGCAGCAAUGAAGCCACACUUUGUGCUGAUACAUGGAAUAAGCGGAGGAGCUUGGUGCUGGUACAAAAUCAAAUCUCUCCUGGAAAAUUCCGGCUACAGAGUCUCCUGCAUCGACCUCAAAUGCUCAGGGAUCGAUCCUUCCGACGCCAACAAAAUCCUCUGUUUCGAUGACUACAACAAGCCCCUCAUGGACUUCAUGGCUGCCUUGCCCGAAAACGAUCAGGUUAUAUUGGUAGGACACAGUGCUGGAGGGCUGAGCGUGACUGCAGCAACUCACAAGUUCGCGGAGAAAAUUAGUCUGGCUGUUUAUGUGGCAGCGACGAUGCUGCAACAUGGCUACAUGACUCCUCAGGAUCUUAAAGAUGGAGUACCGGACUUAUCAGAUUUUGGCGAUGCAUUUGACCUUGAAUUCGAGUCAGGGAAGGAUCAACCCCCUACGAGUGCUUUGCUGAAGAAAGAACUACAACGCAAAAUUGCUCAUCAUAUGAGUCCUGAUGAGGACUCGACAUUAGCUGCAAUGCUAUCUAGACCAGGACCGAUUCAAGCAUUACUAUCUGCAAAAUUUGCGGAGGAAGAUGAGCAUGUGACAUGUGAAGUACCUCGUAUCUACAUCAAAACAACAUAUGAUAGAGUUAUUAAACCGGAACAACAAGAUGCAAUGAUCAAGCGGUGGCCACCAUCAGAGGUCUAUGCAUUGGAGAGUGAUCACAGUCCCUUCUUCUCCACCCCGUUUCCGCUAUUUGAUUUGCUUGUCAAGGCUACAACAUCUCCUGCUGCUGCUAUGUAAACAAAAAACUUGGUCCCAUCUCGCUCUUGCAACUUUAGAAGAGCUAUCUUCUUCAGAAUACAUAAUUAUAGUUUCGUUCUUGUCAAAUUAGCAGUAAAUGAACUUCAACUUUUAUCAGAAAUGAACUUCAACUUUUAUAAUUA